AUGAGUAAAGACGACGAAUACGAUUAUCUUUUUAAAGUUGUCUUAAUUGGUGACUCUGGUGUUGGUAAAUCCAAUCUUCUUUCUCGUUUUACACGUAAUGAAUUCAAUUUAGAGUCAAAAUCCACUAUUGGUGUUGAAUUUGCUACUAGAAGUAUUCAAGUUGAUAAUAAAACAAUUAAGGCACAAAUUUGGGAUACAGCUGGCCAAGAACGUUAUAGAGCAAUUACAAGCGCAUAUUAUCGUGGUGCAGUAGGUGCUUUACUUGUUUAUGAUAUUGCUAAACAUGUGACAUAUGAAAAUGUUACUCGUUGGUUAAAAGAAUUAAGAGACCAUGCUGAUAACAAUAUUGUAAUUAUGCUUGUUGGAAAUAAAAGUGAUUUAAGGCAUCUUAGAGCAGUUCCAACUGAAGAAGCUAAACAAUUUGCUGAAAUAUACCGUAUUGUAUCCAAUAAAGCUUUGGAAAACAACAACGGUGAUAUUGCUAGACCAACUGCCGGUGAAACUAUUCAAGUCACCUCAAUGCCUGAUGAUGCUAGUAAAACAACUGGCAAAUGUU
This is a messenger RNA of Entrophospora sp. SA101, 556 nucleotides long. Lineage: Eukaryota; Fungi; Glomeromycota; Glomeromycetes; Entrophosporales; Entrophosporaceae. The record is from the annotation of a GenBank genome assembly.